ACUGAAAAAAAUAAAAACUGCAGUGUUGUGUGAAGUGUUGUAGUAGUUGUGUAGUACUAAUUCACAAAUCUCUUCUCUUCUUUUUCUCUCUUCUUUCUUCAAUGCAUCACAAACUCACAGCAACAUUCCAAAACCCAAAUCAUUAUAAUAAAUCACCACUUGCUUACUUUACAGCUCUUGAUUCGAUCUAAAUCUCUCCCAAAUCACAAAACCCCUUUUCACUCAUUUUCGUUGGUUAGGUUUUUGAGCAGAGACGAAGAUGGGUGAGGGUGAGCGUUUUCAGCUGGGGACUGUUGGCGCUUUGACUCUUUCUGUGGUUUCUUCUGUCUCCAUUGUUAUUUGCAAUAAGGCGCUCAUGAGUUCACUGCAUUUUAUUUUUGCUACAACUUUGACAAGCUGGCAUCUACUUGUCACAUUUUGUUCUCUUCACUUGGCACUCAAAAUGAGAUUCUUUGAGCAUAAAGCUUUUGAGCAAAAAGCCGUUGUUGGAUUUGGGAUUUUAAAUGGAAUCUCAAUUGGACUUUUGAAUUUGAGCUUGGGGUUCAAUUCUGUCGGCUUCUAUCAAAUGACUAAGCUUGCAAUCAUUCCUUGUACUGUACUCUUGGAGACCCUAUUUCUCGGGAAGAAAUUCAGUAAAAGAAUUCAAUUUUCCCUAUCUAUCCUCCUUAUGGGUGUUGGGGUUGCAACAGUCACUGAUUUGCAAUUGAAUGCUCUGGGAUCUUUCUUAUCUCUUCUGGCAGUGAUUACAACAUGUGUUGCUCAGAUUAUGACAAACACUAUCCAGAAGAAGUAUAAGGUUUCUUCCACCCAGCUUCUAUACCAAUCAUGUCCAUACCAAGCCGCAACCCUGCUAAUCUCUGGUCCGUAUCUGGAUAAACUUUUGACCAGUCAAAAUGUAUUUGCUUUCAAGUACACAACACAAGUGACGGUUUUCAUAGUUCUUUCCUGCCUCAUCUCAAUUUCUGUCAAUUUUAGCACAUUUCUCGUAAUUGGAAAGACAUCUCCAGUCACCUAUCAGGUUCUUGGACACCUAAAGACAUGCCUUGUAUUAGCAUUUGGUUAUACUUUGCUCCAGGAUCCAUUCAGCUGGAGAAACAUAAUGGGUAUUCUGUUGGCCAUGGUUGGGAUGAUUCUAUAUUCUUACUAUUGUACUCUUGAGAAUCAGCAAAAAGCCGUUGAAGCUGCCGCACUAGCAUCCCAGGCAAGAGAAGGUGAAUCUGAUCCUCUCAUUAAUUUGGAAAAAGGAAGCAGCACUGUGACUGACAGUGUUGGACAUAUGUCCCCUGUAUGGAGCAAAGACAAAGACUAGUAUGCUUAUGAGCUCUGUAAAAUCAUUGUGGAGAAACAGUUAAAGUUUCUAUAGAGGGUUAAAACCUGUAAACCAUAUGGAAUUAGGAAAUGCUGCCAAAUCCGACUUAUUUCAUAGUCUAGCGUUCUGUGAAUUGUUUGCCAACUAUCGAUAUUAGAGAGAGGAACAAUUACAUGGUCAUGUUGCAAUUAUCUUGACCACAAAUAUGGCUCGUAUUAGUAGCAGAUAUUUCUUGAUGAUGUUUUCACAUCAUGUUACAUUCAUAAUUUUAUAUACAUAUAUCCAAACCUUUUUCCCUCU
This is a messenger RNA of Vicia villosa (hairy vetch), 1609 nucleotides long. Its product is annotated as UDP-xylose transporter 3-like. The record is from RefSeq and is a predicted model, not a curated record. The transcript has 8 exons. The coding region runs from base 260 to 1309 and encodes 349 amino acids. Lineage: Eukaryota; Viridiplantae; Streptophyta; Magnoliopsida; Fabales; Fabaceae. Gene Ontology annotation, molecular function: antiporter activity; UDP-xylose transmembrane transporter activity. Gene Ontology annotation, cellular component: Golgi apparatus.